Messenger RNA from Antrostomus carolinensis (chuck-will's-widow), 849 nucleotides. RefSeq names its product zinc finger protein 3. Gene Ontology annotation, molecular function: RNA polymerase II cis-regulatory region sequence-specific DNA binding; DNA-binding transcription factor activity, RNA polymerase II-specific. Gene Ontology annotation, cellular component: transcription regulator complex; chromatin; PcG protein complex. Gene Ontology annotation, biological process: regulation of transcription by RNA polymerase II. The transcript has a single exon. The annotation marks the transcript as partial. The record is from RefSeq and is a predicted model, not a curated record. NCBI's taxonomy places the organism in Eukaryota, Metazoa, Chordata, Aves, Caprimulgiformes, Caprimulgidae.
CUGAAGAUGGGAUUGUGAGCAAGAAAGAGGCAAAUACCCACCAAGGCAUCCCUGGGCCAGCGGAGCCCGAGAGUUUACUCUCAGAACUCUCCAAGGAGAAGAGUUCCCAGAGUCCUGCUCAGGACCCAGUCCUCCCACGCAGGUCAGAGACGGUUCAGAGACCUCUGGGGAAGAGGCAAAGCCGAGUGAUGCUGCAUGGAAAAAGCUUCAGGAGGCUGCCAGAUAUUAUCCAGCAGCGAAAUCCUUCUGUGGGGAGACUGACCAUAUGUGGGGACUGUGGGAAGAGCUUCCGGGUGAGCUCCAACCUUGUCCAGCAUCGGAGAAUCCACACCGGAGAGAAACCCUUCACCUGCACCGAGUGUGGGGAGAGUUUCCGGCAGCGGUCACAUCUCAUCCAGCACCAGAGGAUCCACACAGGGGAGAGGCCCUACGAGUGCUCCGAGUGCGGAAAGAGCUUCAGCAUGAGCUCAAAGCUGAUCCGGCACCAGGUGACCCACACUGGAGAGAAGCCCUACAAGUGUGCUGAGUGUGGGAAGAGCUUCUCUGGGAACUCUCAGCUCGUCCAGCACCAGCGGGUCCACACCGGGGAGAAACCCUACGAGUGCAGUGACUGUGGGAAGAGCUUCAGUGUGAGCUCAGCCCUGACACGACACCACCGCGUCCACACCGGGGAGAAACCCUACCAGUGCACCGAGUGUGGGAAGAGCUUCAGCCAGAGCUCUGAGCUCAUGAAGCACCAGCGGGUCCACACCGGGGAGAAGCCGUACGAGUGCUCCGAGUGUGGGAAGAGCUUCACUGUGAGCUCAGCCCUGAUCCAACACCGGCGGUUCCACAUGGGCGAGCGCCCUU